UUACCCCUCCAUCAUGGAUCCCCUCCACGCUCCGCCCUCGAUCACGCAAUUCCCUUACCGCCUUCAGAUGGAUCUCUGAUGGAUCCAGAUUCCAGAAGGACCUGGGCAUGGUGAACCAUGAUCUGGAACUGGAUUAGAACCACAUCCCCUUCUCCACGGCUCAGCAUCGACAUUUCCCAUCCGAGAAAAUACUUCUAUCAAUCUCCCUCUGAAUUCCUCCCCCAGAUUCCCCUCCCAGAAACCACGUUUAUCGGCCGGUUUCAGCUGAGAAAUGCGUGGCUCGGCCGAUAGCUUGGUGCUGUACCGCCAAUAGAGAUCACUGCUGAUGGCGCAAUUUUCACACAUCAUUGUUGCUGUG
Messenger RNA from Aspergillus ochraceoroseus IBT 24754, 358 nucleotides. RefSeq lists its product as uncharacterized. The transcript has 2 exons. The coding region runs from base 118 to 291 and encodes 57 amino acids. The record is from RefSeq and is a predicted model, not a curated record. NCBI's taxonomy places the organism in Eukaryota, Fungi, Ascomycota, Eurotiomycetes, Eurotiales, Aspergillaceae.